AAUGGCCGACGAGCUGGAGAGAGUACGAAUUUCAGCCGCGGAGCUCCGAGAAGAAGCGUCGAAUUUUACUUCACACCGCGACAGUUUAAAAGAAUUGCGAGAGGAGGGUAAGAAACAAUGGCAACGAGAUGGUAAACGUCCAGACCUGCAGCGGUACAAACCUGGUGGUGGUCAGUCAAGCAGACGCAAGGACAGCGCAGGAGAAGCACACAUUGCUUUUUCAGACAGCAUGCAUCCCCAAGGAGAUUGCAGUUCUGAUAAUGACGUGAAAAGGCCUGGCAACUCACCAACCAGUCCUGAAUGCUCUUACAACCAUGGAAUAGACAGCAGAGACUUUCCAAAUGACAGUCAGCCUGAGACAAAGGAUCAUAAUCCUAAAGAAUGUGUAAGCGAUAAAAACCACCAACUUAUGGAUGGAAACGCUGUUAAAAGCAGUGACGCCACCAGUGCUGGUACAUCCAGGUCUCCAAAGCAGUCUCGAAAGAUGCGUAAACCUGACCGUGAGAUAUAUCAACCAGGGGGGCGGAGGUCUCAAGGAAACAGAGAAACUGGGACAAGCAAAGAACUCGACGGUGUCACCAGAGAGGACAAAAAGAAAGAAGCAGCAGUGGGUGAUAAAUCAGUGGAAAAAGAUGAUUGUAUGUAUUUACCUGUGGAGGAAGUGAAGGAGAAAGAGGAAAAGCAAAGAAACAGAUGGGGAAAAGAUAGCAGGAAAAUGCAAGAUCAAGGAAAACAGUCUGAAGGAAAUGUAGACUCCCCCUCUGCAAACAUCAGCGAGAGUAAUGUCGAGAGUAUAACUGGUAAAGUCAACAAUCUCUGCAUCAGCGGUCAAGCUAGAGUAGAGUCGGAGAAAAAUAGAGAGGAAGGUAGGCAACAUGGUCCUCACAGGAGAAAACCUAGUGGAGAAGGACGAAGAGGCCAAGCUGGGGUGGGAGAGGACCAAAAAAAAGAAAAGGGAAAUGGGAAAUCCAGACCAGGAAAGGAGAAGGAAAGCAACCAGGUAUUCCCUAAAAAAGAGGAAGGGGAGGUAAGAGGAAGAGGCUCUGAGACAACUCAACCUGAGCAAGAGAAAUGUAAAAGACCAGAGGGAAGACGACAGAGAAAUGUAGGUGGAAAAGAAGGAAGCCGUGACCAGAAUCUUAACCACGAAAAACAAAGAGGCAACAGACUGAAAUUUAAGGGUGGAGACAGAGGGAAAAUAUCUGAAGGAGCAGAUUCAAACAGAAUCAACUCCGUGUCAAAGCGUUACUCUGAGUCGGAUAUCCGACGACCUCGAAACCGCACCUACAGCACAAGUUCGGCCAGUAGUGGGACCAGCAUGGACGGGCUUGCUGAGGCUGAGAGAUGGAGGGCAGAGGGUGCAAUUACGGAGUCAGCGGUACGCACUACAGAGAGAACAUCCGGACAGAGGGAGUUUGUCCGAGGGAGCCAAACCCGGCAGAGGAGGAGGACAGCUCGAACCUUGUCGUCCACCGACUCGCUGGAGGAAAAUGAGGCCUGGGAGAGAGAAGAUAAAAGAGAUCUAAGAGAUCGAGAUGCUGAAGAUGCAAGGACCUCUCACAGGGGUCUUGAAGGGGGCGGUAGAGGCCUAAGAGCAUCUUGUGGUCGAGGAGGUAUCUUAAGAGUGUCUUUGGACAAGCAUUCAAGCACAUCCUCAGGUGCCAAUGAGGAACAAGCAAGCCAGAAAAAACUAAACCCGAGAGGUCAUGGAAGGGGCAUCCUGGUUCUUCCCGCCCACACGGAUCUGACUAUGGCCCCUGAGCCUGGCCCUCAGCUUGGUGGAAUGAGAGGUGGAAUGGGUUUGAGCAGAGGAAGAGGGGGUCGUGGAGGUGGGACAAGACGCCUUUGGGACCCAAACAACCCAGAUAAGAAACCAGCUCUUGUGUCAAGCAAACAGUCUCAGAAUGCAUCUCUCCAUCAGGCUUUGUAUUUUCAACAGGGUGGAUAUGGCACCUUGCACUUCCUGGACACUGAUGAUGAAACGACUGGAAGUCCUCCGGUCCGCCAGGGGGAGUACCUCCAAAAUCAGCAAGCUACUGCAAUGGCUUACUACAAAUUCCAGAAUUCUGACAACCCCUACUGCUAUCCCUUAGCAGCCAAUUCCCCGAACACCCCACCACGUUAUCCAUACCCAUAUACUAUUCCCUACCAAAUUCCUGGUUCUAAUGGAAUGUAUCCCGCCUCUGCUAUGCCACCUUUUUAUGGACCCUAUGGGCAAAGUUACCCUCUUCCAGGGGGGUCCUCUCUCACCCCAGAAGAGGCAGAGGUACAAACCGGAGGGGAGCUGGGAAAGUUGCUGCGGUUGGCUGACAGUCAAGAGCUGCAGCUCAGUAAUCUGUUGUCCCGGGACAGACUGAGCCUGGAAGGACUGGAGAGGAUGGCCCAGCUCAGGGCUGAACUCCUAACGUUAUACGAGCGGGUGAUUUUGACAGACAUAGAGUUUUCAGACUCUCAGAAUCUGGACCAGGCGCUGUGGAAGAAUGUGUUCUACCAAGUGAUUGAGAGGUUUAGGCAGUUACUGAAGGACCAGACCUCAGACACCUCCCCACAGAUCAAAACUAUGCUUAUGUCCAUACUGGAAGAGGGGUCAUUAUUCUUCGACUCACUGCUGAAAAACCUGCAGACAGUGUUUCAGUUCAAGUUGGAAGACUAUAUGGACUGCAUGGCUAUACGAGCAAGACCUUUACGCAAGACGGUGAAGUAUGCUUUGAUCAGUGCCCAGCGCUGCAUGAUCUGUCAGGGAGAUAUCGCACGAUAUCGUGAACAGGCCAGUGACUCUGCUAACUAUGGGAAGGCACGAAGUUGGUAUCUGAAAGCUCAGCAGAUUGCGCCAAAAAACGGGCGACCUUACAACCAGCUGGCUCUGCUAGCAGUAUACACGAAGCGAAAGCUUGAUGCUGUUUACUAUUACAUGCGUAGUCUAGCUGCGAGUAACCCAAUCCUCACAGCCAAAGAGAGCCUGAUGAGUUUGUUUGAGGAAGCCAAGCGCAAGGCUGACCAGAUUGAACGUAGACAGAAGCAGGAUAUAGAUGGAGAUACUCGUGGCCCUAAAGGUCAUGCAGGUGGGCGUGGUGGUCGGGGGGAAGACACCACCCGUGUAGAGAUCUGGAUUCUUCCAAGUGGACAUCCAGGCACGUCUCGUACAAAGGGAAGCGAAUCGGGAAAAGACUCGGAGCAGGACGGGGAGCUGGGCAUUCUGAGUGCCAGUGAUCUUAAUAAGAGAUUCAUUUUGAGUUUCUUGCACUCUCAUGGAAAGCUCUUCACCAAAGUAGGAAUGGAGAGUUUUCCUGCUGUAGCCAGUAAAGUACUGCAGGAGUUUCGGGCCCUCCUCCAGCAUAGCCCCUCCCCACUCGGCAGCACGCGCAUGCUGCAGAUUAUCACUAUCAACAUGUUCGCCAUCCAUAACGCACAGAUCAGAGCUAAAGGGCAGGGUGAAACUCGAUCUGUUUUGGAGGAGCAGACCACAUCUUUAGGUUUAGCUAUGUUUGGUCUGCUGGUGCAGCGUUGCACUGAACUUUUGAAGGAAACGCCGGCUGAGCCAAUCCCUGCAGAAGAAUUGGGGGAGUUUGAUGAGAUGGAUGAUGAGGAGGGGAUGGUACGUGUGUCUGCGUUCACCUCUGACCUCCGAGAGCUGCUGCCCAGCAUCAAGGUCUGGUCUGACUGGAUGCUUGGACACCCAGAACAGUGGAACCCACCUCCAUGCAGUAUGCCGGGAAGUCCAGAUGUGUGGCAAUGCCUGGCGGACCUGUGCAACUCUCUGGCACGCGUGUAUCACAGUGAGUCUCUGCUGUAUAAAGCCGAUGCAGAUGGAGAAGGAGAUGAGGAGCUCCGAGUCCUGCAGCUAGAGGAGGAUAAAAUGCUGGCUGGGUUUGUCCCUCUGCUUGCUGCUCCGCAGGAUCCCUGCUAUAUAGACAAGGGAGCAGAUACGGUCAUAGCAGCUGACUGUAAAAGAGUGACUGUUCUGAAGUACUUCCUGGAGGCUCUGUGUGGACAGGAGGAGCCACUGCUGGCAUUUAAGGGAGGGAAGUAUGUUUCAAUGGCAUCAUCUCCUACACCCAGCAUAAGUGCAGAGGACAAGACGCAAGCACAAGAACAGGAUGAUGAUGUCAUUGUGGAGGAAUCGUCUCUCUCGGCAUCGGAAGGAGAGAUAGAUGGAGAGAUGGAAGGAGACGGAAGUGAGGAUGAUAUUAGAGAGCUGAGGGCACGGCGCCACGCUCUCACACACAAGCUAGCACAGCAGCAAAAACGCAGGGACAAGAUUCAGGCUGUUUUGCAGACUGGUGGGCAGCUGGAGAUUGAGAUCAGACCGUUCUAUUUGGUUCCUGACACAAACGGCUUCAUAGAUCACUUGGAUGGCCUGAGGAAGCUUCUGGCCUGUGGAACAUAUGUCCUGGUUGUGCCCCUUAUUGUGAUCACCGAGUUGGACGGUCUAGCUAAAGGGCAGGACAGUCGUGAAGGGAUCGGGAAUGGCACACAUGCUAGGCAGGUGCAGGAGAAAGCCAAAGCAUCAGUGAUGUUUCUGGAAAAAGCCUUUGAGUCUAGAGAUCCCUGCAUCAGAGCGCUCACCAGCAGAGGAAACACGCUGGAGUCAAUUGCCUUCCGCAGCGAAGACACCUCUGGACAAAAGGGCAACAACGAUGAUGUCAUCCUGUCCUGCUGUCUGCACUACUGUCAGGACAAAGCCAAGGACUUUAUGCCUGCUGAGAGAAAUGGGCCGGUGAGGUUGCGCAGGGAGGUGGUCCUGCUCACAGAUGACCGCAACCUGCGAGUCAAAGCUCUCACACGCAACGUUCCGGUCCGAGACAUUCCGGCGUUCCUGAGCUGGGCUAAAAUAGGCUGAACCACAGACCAGAUCUACUGCUGUACAAACCAUUCGUCCUCCACUACAACAGUUGGAGAGGAAAUUAUGUCCGAGAGAGAGAGAGGAUGAAUAUAAAGGGGGAAAAUACAAGCUUUUUGUCUGACAGAAAGAGCACAGAGUGAGAAACCAAACCACUUUAUGAGAAACGGAGAUCUUCCCCUAAAAAUGCAGCGUGCAUGGACAGCAGCUUGCUUCUGAGAGAGAAAGGAAAGUAUGGAGGGGUGAAACCAGUUUAGCUGAUUUAGGGGUUUGUUUGAAGUAUAGAAGGCCUGGAUGAAGAGACAUCAGUGAAUGCAUGCAGGGUGUUAGAGCGAAACCAGCAUUGGCCCAUCUGCUGUUUAGAGUGCCAGCUUGCAGUGAUUGUGUGGAAUCACAGAGAAAGAGUGGCCAGUUGCGCUGGUAAUGAGUUCGUUUCAGUGUGAGGAAGAUUUCUCUAUGCAAAUAGAGAACUUAUUUCGCUCCUCAAUGGUCUGUUAUGAGGUGAGAGCUCCAGUAGGAGGCAGUGUGAGGGGGUCAGAGCGAUGAGACAUUCAGCUUGAUGUCCCCUCUUGCUCUUGUUCUGUGGCCUGGAAGGCACAUGUGUGUAAUGCCGUUUAUUGUGUUGUUUCAUUGCCUUAGUGCAUGCUUUUGUUUGCUCCAAGCAUGAUUAUUUUAAUGCUCUUAUGACAUACAUGUGUAUUUAAGUCAGCGUUGCAUUUCAAUUCAUUUAUCAGUUAUCAAUAACAGUUCAUUUAUCAGUUAUCAAUCACAAUUUAGUUCUAACACCGUUGUAACCAUCUAAUCUUCUGUAGUAGCUCUAUGAAAACAUCUUUGAUUCACAAAUUCUAUAUGUAAUUAUGUCAAGAUAUAAAAAUAUAACCUCAGUUACUCCUGAAUAAAAGUAUUUUCAACACUGAUGUCAAGUAAAUACUGAUGUAAUUAAUUGGUUAUGAGAGUAGUCUUAACACUACACAUUUCUGUUUAAGGAAGAGUCUAAAUGUCACGGUGCUUCUGUUGCAUUACUGAAAAUUCAAGUGUACCUGUCACUAAAUAAAAAAAAUAAAAGCUGCACUUUUUCUGCGGUUGUUCAAACAUCUCUGUGGAAAAACAUUUUGAAAGACAAAAGACAAUGUACCAAAAAUGGUGAAACCAGAUGUAUGCAUUUGUUUAACUGACAUCCAGUACACUGCAUUGCUUGUUCACAAACACAGCAGAGUCUAAAAAUGUGUUUAAUUCAUAGUUUUUCCUGUAGAGCUUUAAAAAGGUCAUAAAUAUUAUUUGCCAGCCUGUAUUAAUAUGUUUGUCUCUCCUUGCAUGUAGAAAUAGAUUUUCUGAGUUGAUUUUUUUUUUUUUCCAUUUCCACAGAUAAACAUUAGUUUUAAUGUGAAUUCUUGAGAAUAAAUGUUAUUCAUCAUUUUAGAGCUAAUUUGUUUUAAUGGUCAAAGUAUCUUCCUCACUUUAUUGUUCCUUUUGUUGCGAUACCAUUGUUCUGUUGUAACAUGAGGUCUUUUGUUUUUAAUGUCGUAAAAUUGAUUAAAAAUUCAUUGGA
Myxocyprinus asiaticus (Chinese sucker) is the source of this 6389-nucleotide messenger RNA. It is a transcript of the gene smg6, whose product is annotated as SMG6 nonsense mediated mRNA decay factor. Gene Ontology annotation, cellular component: telomerase holoenzyme complex. Bases 2 to 4840 code for a protein of 1612 amino acids. Lineage: Eukaryota; Metazoa; Chordata; Actinopteri; Cypriniformes; Catostomidae. Gene Ontology annotation, molecular function: telomeric repeat DNA binding; telomerase RNA binding; protein binding. The record is from RefSeq and is a predicted model, not a curated record. Gene Ontology annotation, biological process: nuclear-transcribed mRNA catabolic process, nonsense-mediated decay. The transcript is spliced from 19 exons.